Molecule: messenger RNA, 3913 nt
Organism: Poecilia reticulata (guppy)
Lineage: Eukaryota; Metazoa; Chordata; Actinopteri; Cyprinodontiformes; Poeciliidae
Gene: cnksr2a
Product: connector enhancer of kinase suppressor of Ras 2a
Biological process (GO): regulation of signal transduction
Cellular component (GO): cytoplasm; membrane
Molecular function (GO): protein binding
Source: RefSeq, a predicted model, not a curated record
AUCAGCUCCAUCUCCAUCAUCCCUACACGAUUCUGCGGCUCCUGUGGGAAAUACACCGACACGUGCGCGCGCGCAGCCACCCACGGGGCGCGUGCGCGGAUUAAUCAUAUCUGAAGAGGGAGAGAGAGAGAUGUGGAGUCCGGUGUGACUUAUCUAUCCUACACUCGGCGCUGCUGUUGCUGCUUCUGCGCACACCUACACGCACUCCAUAGCUGUCACACACACACUCAGCGGGACUGACGCACCGUGGGCAAGAGAGGGAGAAGGAGAGAGAGAAAAAAGAGAGAGGGAGAGAGAAAGGAGUCAGACAGGCUCCGGCAGAGGGAUGUACCGGACCCUGCUGUAUCAAACGGGAACGAAUCGCAGAGCGCGGACUGGACCGGGACCAGCGCAGCCAGUUUGAAGAAGUAAGGAGUCACCUGGCUGCGGGAGGAGGAAGAGAGCUGGAGGGGCUCAAGGGAGGAAGAGGAGGAGGAGGAGAGGGUGGAGGUGUGUCCGCCUGACUGGGCUCUGCUUUUGGGGGUAACGACACAACGGAGAGUCCACGCAAAGUUUACUCGAUGGCGUUGGUGAUGGAGCCGGUGAGCAAAUGGAGCACAAACCAGGUGGUGGACUGGAUGAAAGGUCUGGACGACUGCUUGCAGCAGUAUGUGGGAGUGUUUGAGCGGGCGGGUGUGUCCGGGGAGCGGCUGCUGAGGAUCAGCCACGCCGAACUGGAGGAGCUGGGCGUGUCUCGGAUCGGACACCAGGAGCUCAUCCUGGAGGCCGUGGACCUGCUCUGUGCUCUGAAUUCGGGUCUGGAGACCGAGAGCGUCAGGACUCUCGCUCACAAGCUCGGCGCCUCGGCCAAGAACCUGCAGAACUUCAUCUCCAGCCGCCGGCGGAGCAGCCAGUUGGAGAGCAGGAGCUCACGGCGGCUCCCCAACGACCUGCUGACCUCCGUGGUUGACCUCAUCACCGCUGCCAAGAGCCUGCUGGCAUGGCUGGACAGGUCUCCCUUUGCUGCUGUGGCAGACUACUCAGUUACCCGAAAUAAUGUCAUUCAGCUCUGCCUGGAGCUCACCACCAUUGUACAGCAGGACUGUACGGUGUUUGAGACAGAGAACAAAAUCCUCCAUGUGUGUAAGACUCUGUCUGAAGUGUGUGAGCACAUCGUGUGCGUUUCGUCGGACCCACUGGUCUCCCAGUCUGCCCACCUUGAACUGGUUCACCUCACCAACACUAAGCCAUCCGAAGGCCUGGGGAUGUACAUCAAGUCCACUUAUGACGGUCUGCAUGUGAUCACAGGAACCACCGAAGGGUCUCCAGCUGACCGCUGCAAGAAGAUCCACGCAGGAGAUGAAGUGAUUCAAGUCAACCACCAGACCGUGGUGGGCUGGCAGUUGCGUAACCUGGUCGGCUCGCUGCGGGCCGAUAAAGGCGUCGUGUCCCUGACCCUGAAGAAGCGUCCGCAGAGCACGCUCAGCUCCGCCCCUGCACUGCUGAAGAACAUGCGCUGGAAACCCCUGGCUCUGCAGCCGACCAGAAGCCCAGGCAGCGGCUCCGGCACGCCGUCAGGCACACCCACCAAAAGCUCCGCCCUCCAGGAUCUCUACAUCCCGCCUCCCCCCGCCGAGCCCUACACCCCCAGAGACGAGACAGGAACCCUGUCUGGAGACGAAGCGUCUCGUAGCCAUGGUGGCGUCAGCGCUGCCAAGCGCUCUGAAUCACCAAACUCCUUCCUGGAUCAAGAGUCUCACCGGCGAGAAGAGGAGGAGCCGGUGUACUGCACCACGCCCACAUACGGCAGGCUGAGGCCCAUCUCGAUGCCUGUGGAGUGCAACUGGGUGGGCGACUACGAAGACCCAGCCAAGCUGAACAGAGAAGCCCGCAGAGAUGCCUCGUUGUUGCGUUACGUGGGACUGUCCACUGCGGACGAGCGGACCGUCUCGGAGGACUACUCCUCCCACACGGCGCGUCCAAAUAAAAGGUCCAAUGACACGGCCAAGCGUGCCAAGAGGCGGAGCCACCACAGCCAAAGCCCCUCCCACUAUCUGCUUCAGACCAAUCAGAGGGAAUCGCCUCCCAGAGACCAAACCUCUAUGUAUCAUACAUACCAGCAGUCGACCUCUUUGCAGACAAAGAACAGGAAGAAGAAUAAAGGACGAGGUCUGACCUCGCUGAGUCGGAGGCGCGUUUCCUGCAAAGCGCUGGGCAGAGGAGACUGCGAGGGCUGGCUGUGGAGAAAGAGGGACGCCAAGGGUUACUUCUCUCAGAAAUGGAAGAAGUACUGGUUUGUGCUGAAAGACAACUGCUUGUACUGGUACAUCAAUGAGGAGGACGAGAAGGCGGAGGGUUUCGUCAGUCUUCCCGAGUUUAAGAUUGACCGUGCCAGUGAAUGUCGAAAGAAGUAUGCUUUCAAAGCGUGCCACCCCAAGGUCAAGAGCUUCUACUUUGCAGCAGAUGGAGUGGACGACAUGAACAGAUGGCUGAGUCGCCUCAACAUGGCAGCUGUGGGCUAUGCGGAGCGGGAGAGGAUGCGGCAGGAGCAGGACUAUUGGAGCGAAAGUGAACAUGAGGACGACACCACGUCCAGCCCGAAACAGGACAGCCCCCCACCUCCAUAUGAUACCUACCCACGGCCUCCAUCGAUGAGCGCUUACCUGGAAGGCCGAACCACCCGCCUGUCUUCCACGGAGACGUCUCGCUCUCGAUCUUCUCAGGAGGACUUCCUGUGCAGCGAGCCCCCGGUGACAGCUGCGGAGCCGCAGUACCACCCAGGCCCUCUAGGGGGAGGCACCACACACAGCGGGAGAAAGCCACUGGGCAGCAGCAGCAGCGACGUGCCGUACAGAUGUGACCCUGUGGAGUACCGCUCCAGUCCGGCGGGGGGCAGCAGUGAGACAGGGUCCCCGGGCCGUUCGUCGUCCUCGCAGAGGCGGUCGUGGCAGGACCUGAUAGAGACGCCGCUGACUGAAGCUGGACUGCACUACCUGCAAACUGGACCACUGGAGGACGCCGUCUUCGCCGAGCCGGGCCUGGGAGGCGGCUCGAUGAUGGCUGGAGCCGUCUACACUCUCCCCCCACAGAGGAACGUCCCGUUGCCCGUGGCGAUGCAGAGGCUGAUUCCCAUGGCAACCCAGGGAGGGAAACCCCGCAGCUUCACGCUGCCGCGCGACAGCAACCUGCACACGCUGCUCGCUCCGCCGGUGAAGGAAGAGCAGCCAACACACAACUGUGGCAGUGAAGGCGCGUCCCUGGGCGACCUGUUCCGCGCCUGCGAACAGGGUGGCGUCUGUCCGCUGGGGCGGGGCUCGGACGCCAAGGGCCAGUCAGAGUUCAGGCAGUCGUUCCUCCGACGGGCGGCGGACCCUCAGCUCAACGAGCGCCUGCACCGCCUGCGCAUCCUCAGCUCCACGCUCAAGGACAGGGAGGGGGAGCUCGCGCUGAUUGACAGGCUGCUGGCCAAUCCGCAGCUCUCGUCGGCCGAGUUCCAGGAGUGGAAGCGAGCCUAUCAGGACCUGUUCACUCAGGACCAGAACUCCGCUGCCGAACCCGAACCUGAACCCGAACCCGCCGACCCGGGGCCGCCGCCCCUCACACCCUCGCUGUCUCACACGCACUCCUACAUCGAGACGCACGUCUGACCUGUUAAACGCGGACAGUUGAGCCGUCUGGUUCCGAUUGUUCAUUUGAAUGUCGCAGGGCGGGUCCGGUAGUGACGGACUGACUCGUGGUUUCCGCUUCCCGAUCGGUUCGCUACCACAGAUUACGGAGGAGCGCCUCACGCCGAGCGGCUUCCUGUCGCCUCGAGCCGGUCCAGCUCACGACAGGUGCUAGUUCCUGUUAGCUUCUGUUAGCUUCUACCUUCGAAGAUCAUUUCCUGCGGAUGGUUCCUCCCCAUCACCUUCAUUAAAAGCGAAAUCACAGAAUG